Paramecium pentaurelia is the source of this 724-nucleotide messenger RNA. NCBI's taxonomy places the organism in Eukaryota, Ciliophora, Oligohymenophorea, Peniculida, Parameciidae. The record is from the annotation of a GenBank genome assembly.
AUGAUCCAAUAAGAUUUAAAUCAAGAAGAGAUUCUCAAAAUAAUAGAAAUUAAGUUAAAAACAUCUGUCAAAGGCAAUUUUAUAGAUAAAAUAAUCUCUGUAAAACAGAAAUUAGCUUCUAUUUAUUUUGGAAUGGAAUUUACAAAAAGCAAAAUUUUUGAAUUUUUAAUAGUGUUUAAUAAUUCAUGAUUCCACAGAUCUUCAAAAGAAAUUAUUAGGAUUGAAUACGAAUUAAAUUAAUCCUAAAUUAGUGUUUAAAUCAAGUUACUAAAUAGACAUUAAAAGUAAUGAAAAAACUAGAGAGAUAUUUUUAGAAAGUAAUAUCAUUUUAUAUUUAGAAUUUCGAGUUUUCUUUAUUGAUUGUUAAGAGAAAUAAAUUAAAUAUUUGAUAUCAAAGAUUUAGAAAAGUAGUACUCAAAUAAUAAUCUCUGCCAUUACACCAUAAGAGUUUUACCUCUAUAUUAUGAUUCUUAAACAAAUUUUGAAUUAACACCUGUUGUCAAAUAUGACUAUGAUAAUAUUUUUUCAUAAGUCAAGUUAUUCAACUGGUAAGUAGAUGAGGAAACUAUAGCUGUAUUUGGACAGGAAGAGAAUUUUAAUUCUGAAAUUCAUCUUAUUAAACUUCAUUUAAUGGAGCAGCCAUUUAAUAUUUUGUUCACACUGUAUUUCAAUAUUCAUUCUCAAAAAUUAAUGUAACAAAUUAGGUUAAUCCUCACUAAGUUGA